GCGCCGCCGCAGCCAGUCGCCGUCCCCAGCUCCGCGCAGCCCCACGCAUGCGCACUGCUCACCAACAUCACCCGGUGAAGUUUUCUCACGAGAACAGUGUUGAGACGCUCUCACUGCCGCCAGUGUCCACACGCGUAGUGAAGUGAAACCCGCCUAGUGCCGUGUUCAAUUUAUAAUCAUAAUCAACCGAGUGGUGUUUGAGAUCUCGGUCCCAGAAAUAGUAAUGAAUGUGCGGGGAACUUUGGCUGCCCGAGUUCACUACAAGUCCAGCCGCUGAUGAGUGCUGGCUGGAUGCCAGCAUGCGGGAGGAGGAGCUGGAGGUGGCGCUGAAGGUGGUGAUCGUGGGCGACGGCGGCGUGGGCAAGUCCAGCAUGAUCCAGCGCUACUGCCGCGGCACCUUCACGCGCGACUACAAGAAGACGAUAGGCGUGGACUUCUUGGAGCGACAGAUUGAGAUCGACGGCGAGGAGGUCCGCCUGAUGCUGUGGGACACGGCGGGGCAGGAGGAGUUCGACGCCAUCACCAAGGCGUACUACCGCGGCGCUCAUGCGUGUGUCCUCGCCUUUUCUACGACGGAUAGGGACUCCUUCUUGGCUUUGCAUUCGUGGAAACUCAAGGUGGAAAAUGAAUGCGGUGAAAUUCCUACAAUAAUAGUUCAAAACAAAAUAGAUUUAAUGGACCAAUGCGUCGUUGGACCAGACGAAGCGGAACUAGUGGCGCGCGCACUCGGCUGCCGGCUCAUGCGGGCGUCAGUCAAGGAGGACGUGAACGUGGGCGCCGUGUUCCGUGCGCUGGCGGCGCGGUGCCUGGCUGACAUGCGGCGCGAGGAUAGUGCGGAGCAUCUGGGGCUGCCGGCGCCGCAGCCGCUUAUAGGUACAUUUGCAAACCACAAUGGUAACGGCACGAUCCUGCUGCGGCCGGCGAAGCACCGUCCCGGGGGAAAGAAGAAAAACGUCCUCAGGAACGCCUGUAGAAUCCUUUAACCAUUUGCCCGUUUGUUAUUGGGCAACUGUGAGACAAAUAUCGCCAUGUUAAAAGAACUUAGUCAUAUAUUACAGCUGUAGUAUAGGUUUAACUGACAAAGAUCUAGGUGGCAAAUCGACAAAAUUUUGUAAGUUAGUUUUAUGAGCUCUCAUAUAAGCGGUGUUGUAAAUAUUCAUAGUCUUUGUAUAAAUUAAGUUUGCAUUUGUGCAAUGUAGGUUUAAUAUGAUAAGAUAACAUAAUUAUUUUACCGCUUCUGUAUGUUAUAAGAGUUAGGUAUGGUUUUACAUAAAUUUUAGGAAACUCUGUGUCAAAUCCAUGAAAUGUGAUUUUACCUUAUUUUGUAAAUAACUGUAUGUAUACUCAUUAUUUUGUAUUGAAAUUUAAUAAAUUAUUUUUCAGACACACUUCUUUCUUUAUAAAUCAGUAAGUAAAUGAAAUGCAAAAUGGUUUGAGAAUAAUAAUAGUUUAUUAGACAUUAGUCUAUAGUUGUUAUAUUAUAAAUAAAAAAGGUACUUUGGA
Molecule: messenger RNA, 1503 nt
Organism: Plutella xylostella (diamondback moth)
Lineage: Eukaryota; Metazoa; Arthropoda; Insecta; Lepidoptera; Plutellidae
Product: RAS oncogene family member Rab23
Molecular function (GO): GTPase activity; GTP binding
Source: RefSeq, a predicted model, not a curated record